Molecule: messenger RNA, 1805 nt
Organism: Trichoderma reesei QM6a
Lineage: Eukaryota; Fungi; Ascomycota; Sordariomycetes; Hypocreales; Hypocreaceae
Exons: 6
Coding region: 1-1713 (570 amino acids)
Biological process (GO): amino acid transmembrane transport
Cellular component (GO): membrane
Molecular function (GO): amino acid transmembrane transporter activity
Source: RefSeq, a predicted model, not a curated record
AUGAGCGAUCGCGACGAUGGGCUCUACGCCCAUCAGGCGUCCCCUGUCUACGGCCAAGACCCGGAGAAGAACAGCACCAGAGCCGGCAACUACGAGAAUGUUCACAUCCACGGACUCGAGACUUCGGCCUCGACGUCGUUGCACCGCGGCCUCAAGGCACGCCACAUUUCCAUGAUCGCCAUCGGAGGUGCUUUGGGAACUGGUUUGAUCAUCGGAACGGGCAAAUCAUUGGCCCAGGCCGGACCUGGCAGCCUCCUUAUCUCAUACGCUGCCAUAGGGAUUCUUGUUGCUGUUAUAAUGUCUAGCCUUGGAGAGAUGGCGGCAUAUCUUCCCCUCGCAGGGUUCUCGAGUUAUGCCGCUCGGUAUUGCUCUCCCUCGCUUGGAUUCGCGACAGGGUAUACCUACCUUGGAAAAUACCUUGUGAUUACACCAAAUCAACUGACAGCGGCCUCCCUGGUUAUCCAGUAUUGGUGUCCACGAGAGAAAGUGAACCCAGGUGUAUGGAUCGCGAUCUUUCUGGUUGUCAUACUUUUGGUGAACGGAAUCGGAAUUGCAAAGUUCGGAGAAAUCGAAUUCUGGUUAAGCUCAGUGAAAGUUCUGGUCAUGUUGGGUAUUAUCAUCUUUGCAAUCGUCAUCGCUUGCGGGGGCGGUCCGAAUGGCGAUGCCCCGGGCUUCCGAUACUGGCACAACCCUGGUGCCUUCGCCGAGCUCUACGACACGGGGGCAACUGGAAAGUUCCUAGGAUUUUGGUCCGUAUUAUUAAACGCAACAUUCGCCUACCUCGGGACUGAGCUAGUAGGAGUAACUGCGUCGGAAGCCCAGAAUCCGAGGCGCAAUAUUCCAAAAGCUAUUAAACUCACAUUCGUCCGGAUAUGCGUCUUCUACAUCCUUUCGGUUUUCUUGGUCGGGCUCAUCGUCCCUUACAACUCCAAGUCUCUCGCUUUCGCGAAUGCUCAGAAGACAGGGGCGAGCGCAUCCCCCUUCGUGGUAGCAGCAAUUGUGGCUGGCGUCAAGGUGCUGCCCCAUAUUCUGAACGGGAGUAUCCUGAUUUUUGUACUGUCGGCAUCAAAUACCGACUUAUACAUCGCAUCAAGAACCCUCUACAGCAUUUCAUCGGACGGGAAUGCUCCUGCCAUCUUCAAGAGAGUGAACAAAAGAGGCGUCCCCUAUGUAUCGCUCCUCUUUUGUGCGGCCGUUGCGUGCUUGGCAUUCCUCAACGUUGCGGAGAGCUCGACUGUCGUUUUCGGCUACUUCGUGAACCUCGUCACGGUAUUCGGCAUCCUGACCUGGGUCUCCAUCCUCGUCACCUAUCUCUUCUUCCUCCGAGCCCGUCGUGCCCAAAACAUCCCCGACAGCAGCAUGCCUUAUGUGGCCCCCCAGGGCUACUGGGGAACGGCCAUUGCGCUGUUCUUCGUGAUACUCGUCACUCUCACCAAGAACUACGAUGUCUUCGUUCACACUCCCGCGCGUCAAUUCGACUACAAGAACUUCAUCACGGGAUACUUGGGCAUUCCUGUGUACAUCUUCCUCUUUCUGGGCCACAAGCUCGCCACCAAGAGCAGGAUCCUAAAGCCCCACGAGGUUGACUUCUUGACUGGAAAGGAUAUCAUUGACGCACAAGAGAGGGAGUUUUUGGAGGAACAGGAGGCUAAGCACGCCAAUGCCGAGGGCAUGACCAAAUUCUACAACCGCUAUGUAUCGUGGCUAUUCUAGCCUUGGCUCGGAUGGUUAUAUGUGGAAGAGAGUUCGCAGAUGUCUUUGAAGCAUUAGAAUUUACAUAUUCUGUAUACUGUUUAUGUGGUAUG